Messenger RNA from Paramecium pentaurelia, 4603 nucleotides. The record is from the annotation of a GenBank genome assembly. NCBI's taxonomy places the organism in Eukaryota, Ciliophora, Oligohymenophorea, Peniculida, Parameciidae.
AUGCAAAUCACUUAAGAUAUGUUUAAAUGGUUGAAAUCAUUAAAUGUAAUCUAGAAUGGAAUUCCAAAAUAAAAUGGGAGAAUGGAAUUAGAUUCAGAAACCACAUCAGCCUUUUACAACAGUUUCAAGAUGUCAGAACUCUUAGAUAAAUUAACAGGUUCUUAUAAUUAACCAAUAAAAACAUAAACUAAUCCUACAGCUAGAUUAUAUAAUUGGAAUAUAAUCACAGAACGAUUACAUUAAAUUAAAGUUGAAUUGGAUACUGAAAUUAAGAAAUUAAUUAUUGAUGGUGAUUUAGAGAUGAUUGUUGAAGUCUUAAAGGAUAUACAAUCUAAAUUCGUAAAAGAAAGUACUUCCAAAAUUGAAAACCCUAAAAAAAUAUUCGACAUAGAAACACUCAAUUCUGCUAAAUAAAUAAGUUCUUGUGAAACUGUACUAGAAUAUGUAAUUGUAGCUUUGAGUCAGAGUCUCAUCUUAAAACCCAAAUAAUCAUAAUAAUUACUUAAUAAUAAUUUUAAAUUACUAACACAUGUUUUUAUUAAAGGAGUCAAAGGAUAGUAUAUUUAAUUAAUAACACUCCUCUAAGAAAUAUAUAAUAAUAUGCCUAGAUUAAUUGAAUUAUUAAGGGAUGAAGAACAUCAAAUUGGAUUUUUUGUUUCAUUUCUUAAACUCUCAAUAUUCUCUAAAGAUUAAGAAGUUGUACAUUGGGGAUUAAGAUUACUUGGUAAAUUAGCAUAUGAUCUAGCAUAAUAUGACUUACUAUUUCAUAUGUACUAAUGGUUAUUAAGUAUUUAAUAGAAUUCAUCUCUUUAGGUUCUGGAUUAAAUAGUUUAAUUAUUACACUCUAAAGAUAACCAUAAUUAGCUGAACCACUUGCAACUGCCUUAUCUUAAAUUGCAUAUUAUGAUUAUAGUUAAGUAUUUGGAUAAUAGAAGUAUUUUGAGAAUCCAAAAUCAUACAUAGAAUUUUAUGGAGCUUUGAUUCCUUAUAUAAAUUGUGAUGUAUUUUAGAAUACUAUUGAUUUAGCUUAUCAAUUACAAUUUAGAAUAAUAAAUAUAGAUAGCAAUAAGAUUAAGUGAUAAUCAAAGUACAAGAGAUGAAAAGAAUGUAGCCAUAUAAUUUCUAUGUAAUGCAUGGAUUCAUUAUAAUGUAUUUAUGGAAUAAAAUAUGUAAUAUCAAUAAUCCAUUUUGGCUCUUCUUUAAAGAACUUCAAAAGAUAAUUCAACAAUAUUGAAAACAUAUUCUAUAACAUAGGCAUUCAAAUUGUUGGAUGGUCUAGCUUCAAAGAAAGUGGUUACAGCUGUAUCAGUAUAUAAGAAAUUGAUUUCAAUUUUAAUUGAAAGUCAGAAUAAUGAAUAUAUGGUAAGAUAAUUCACAUAUAUAAUUCAAAAAUAUCCAAGUAUUCCAAUAGAAUUAUUGAUUGAUGGUUUAAUUAGGAAUUAACAUCCAAAUAUGUCUGAUUGUGAUAUUUAUUAUGUGUUGAGUGCACAUUAGAAUUUAAAAGUAUAAUCAGCAAUAACAAUGUUAGAAUUAUUAAUUAGAAUUUAUAAUAGUAGUGUCUUAUUUUAAAGUGCAUUAUUUCCAACUAUAUAAUAAAUAAUAUAAAAAUUCAUAGAACUUUCAGAAUUUUAAGAAUAUUUGAAUAGAAUGGCUUAAACAUGUUUAAAUUUAUAUGUUAAUUCUGUAAGAUCUAAAAAGACCACUAAUACUCUAACAAACUAUUAAGAUGAUUCUGUUUUAAAUUCUCAAAGAAGAGCUUAAACUAUUUAAUUAUUUAAAUAUAUUAUUUAAUUGAGAUGUUUUUAAAUGAACAAUAUGAUAAAACCAUUAUUAGUUGGAGCACAUUUAGAACUUAGAAGUAUUGAAAAUAGAGACAAUAAAGGAAUUAUUUAAUUAUUAUAAAUGUUAGGUGAUCCUAAUACUAUUGUUGAUGAAUAUGUUACUAAAGAUUAAUAGAUGACAUCUCAAUUAUUUCUCGAAAAGAAAAUGUAAUAAAUGGAAGGUAGUUAAUCAUAAGCCUUAGAAGAUUAAUAUUUAUAGAAAAAUAAGAAAUUAUUUGAAAAAGAGGAAGAUUUAGUCAAAUCUUUAUUAUUAGAAGAAAAGAAUGAAACUAAGAAUUUAAAAAUAACUAAAAAGAAGAAAAGAAAUUAUGACUUUGAUGAAUUUUAAUGUGUUUAUGAAGAAGGAGAAUUAGCAUAUAAACCUUAAGAUGUUGUUUUAAUUGAUUAUUCAUUUGAAGAAGAUGUAGAUAGAGAAUCUAUGAAUAUUGCUAUUAAACAUUUCUCUAAAACUUUCAGAUAUUUAUUCAAUAAAUAUGCAUCUACUCCUUAAGAAGCUGCUAAAAAUAGAUUAAGAAGUUUAGAUUAAAGCUAAUUAGAAUUAAGAUCAUCUGAUAUUGUUAAAAUACUAUAAGACUAUGAGAUAUUUAAUUUUAGUACAUAUGAAGAAAUUAUUAAUCUUAUUGCAACUGUUAAUCAUAAAUUUAAUUUAUUUAGUUUAAGUUCUCAAAUUAGAUAAUUACCAUAAGAUAAUUAAACAGAUAAAUAAUCAACUAUUUCAGCUACUACUUCAAGAACAGUCAAUUAUAAAUUAGAUUUCGAAAAUUUUAAAAAGUUUCUAAUAUAAUUUGCUGUCCUUAUUUUUGGUAGACCUCCUAAAGAUUUUAGAAAAAUGCCAUCAGGACAUGUAUUAGUUGAAUUUUUUAAAUAUUUUUCAUUUGUUGCUAGAAGAAGGAAUGACAAUCAUCUUAUUUUUGAUGAUCCUGAUGGUGUUACUACUGUAGCUGAUAAAAGUACAAUUUAAAAAUGGAAUGCUUAAUUAUUAUAAAAUCCAAAUAUAGAGGUACCUACUGAAACUAGAUUAAAGAAGGUAUAAAUUGAAAGAGUAUCUUUACAUUAUUAAAUGAGAGAUGUUAUGAAAAAUUUAAAUAAAUCUUAUUUAACUUGUUUUGAAAUUGUUAAUGAACUUAUCUAAUCUAAAUUUAAGUAAUUUAAUUGAAAAUUUAAUAAUAGAACCAAUAUUGUUGAACCAACAUUUAAAAUCAAUCUCAUUUAUGAAGUCAAACCUAUUGCAGCCAAAGGAGUUCAUUCAGAUCUUAGAAUUGACCCUUUGGUAGAGAAAUAAGAACAAUUAAAGAAUUCUCUUUCUCUAUUGCCAAUAGAAAAAUAAGAGUUUAUGAAUAGAUCAUUAGAUUUAUCUUAAUUGUCUGAAGAGAAAAUAAUUAAUAAGAGUAUAGUUGAAAAAAUAGUAUCAAUGUAGGAAGAAGCUUUAAAGAAAGAAUUGAAAGAUCUUAAAUGGCAAAAAAGAAAAGAUUAUCUUGAUAAAUAAUAAGAUAAAAUAUAAUAAUUUAAAGAAAAAAAGGAAGAAAUAAGAUUUAGUGAAUCUUAAGUGAUUGGAGAAUAAUUGAGAGAAUAGAAACCAAAACAUAUUAAUUAUAUGAAUAAUUUAAAGAAAGAAUUUAGAAAGAAUUAAUCAGAAGUAAUUAUUAAAAAUAUAUUUACAUAAUAAGAUGAGAGAAAAGAUUCUCCAAAAAAAUAAGUAGAUAAAUUAAAAUAAUAAUCUUAAUAAUAAUAAUCUUAAUAAUAAAAAUAAUAAUAAUAAGAAAAGAAAAUAACAAAAGAAGAAAAAGCUGAACUUAGAUUUAAAGCAAGAACUGCUGAAAUGGCUGCUCAUUACAAAACAUCUUUAGAGAAAAAGGAAAGAUUAAAUGAAAAGUUUUAAAAUUUUUAUAAAGAUCCAAAAGUAUAAGCAGAAUUUAAACAUUUUAGAUCAUCUGGAAGUGUGGUAUUAAUUUAUAUUAUAUAUUGAGGCAUUUAAUCAUUAUCUUAAGUAUUCUGAUGCAUGGAAUUAUAGUAGUAAAAAGAUAGUUUUAUAAGGAUGGUUAGAUUUUUCAAAUGCUUUCAAUUUAAUAUAGGUAUUCAAUGAAGAAUAAUUAAUAAAAGUAUUUACGAAUACUUUAAAAUAAAAGAAUUAUGUAGCACAUAGAGAAGCAGUAUAAAAGAAUUUAAAAUAUCAAGAUGAAACAGGUUUAACAUAUUUUGAAUUUGAAUAUAUGUUAUUGAAAAUUGCCAUUAUGGGUUAAGAAUACUUUAAUGCAAUUUAAAGUGGAAAGAAAUUAGAUGAUAAUUUAAAAUAAUUAAUUAUUUAUAAGGAAAAAUAAAGUAAAAAACCAAAAAUAAAACAUAAAUAUGUUGAAAUGUUAGAAGACAAUAUGAAUAAAACUACUAGCUUCACUUUAGCAGCCUGUUUAGCUUAUUUAGAUAUUCCAUAGAAUAAGGAUCUAUUUGCUGGUAAAUUGAGAUCGAUUGAAGGAGAUGAUAUUAUAGAGGAGACAAGACCAAAACAUUAAUCUGUUGGUAGAUAUUUACAAUUAAGGUUGAUUAGAUUUAUCAUCAUUGAAAAAGAAACAAGGAUUACCAGAUAGUCCUUAAUUAAAGAAAAGUAACAAAUGGUCAGAACCAGGUACACAUGGAAAGAGUAAACCAGAAAAGAAAUCCACGACAGAUUCUCCACUUAAGUUACCUUAUCUUCCAAAAGAUGCUAAGAGUAAGGAAUUAAUAGAGAUUACAAAGAAAUGGGAAGAGUAGAGGAAGAAAAAGUGAUU